UUUUAAAGAAAGUAAUUUUGGAUGAGUUUAUUAUAAAUAGUUUUAUGUUACAAUAUUUUCUUAAAAUGUUGUGAUAGAACUACUGCUAUUAUUAGUAAUGGUUUUAUCGUUUUUCAUAGACCCCUGUUCUUUAAAGAGCAAUACUUGUGAUCUAUAUUGACCUGUUUGUAGCUAAUGUUUGUAAUCAAAUUGUUUUUAAUUAUUAUUCAAUCAUGCUGAUCAGACAAUUUAAAUAUUAAUUUAGAAUAGUCUUGUACUGAAACUAAACUUUAGUAUUAGUAUUUAUAUAUCUUAUAUUGUGAAUCAGGUAAAUAAUUUAUUUUGUAAACCAUUUUACAACAAAAGCAUUGUAUUUUGGUAAUUAUUUUGCAUAUUGUUAUGAAUAUGAAAUACAGUGAGUGAAGUGUAAUGAACGUUUGAACUAUGACAAUCUUCAACUUGUGCUGUGCUGAUUCAUGCAGAAUAUCAUGGAGGAAUCUUUCAGAAGAGCAAGACUUUGUCAAAUUUCAUAUAUGGCUACCAAUUUAAGUUUGCUGGACCAAAUGUUCAUGAAUAAGGCUGGACUGGACGCGCUAUCACGACGUGCAAGAAGAUAGCUGUGCUGAAAAAAGAGGAACACUACACUAUACUACAGUUCUGGACACUACACCAACGCGCAAGAAUAGACUGGACUGGACGUUCGAGAAGAGGACUGGACUGGAAGUGCAACAAGAGAGCUGGACUGAACUGGACUUGUGAGAAGAAGACUAAACAUGCGAGAAGACCAUACUGGACUAGGCGUGCAAGGAAAUCGCACUGAACUCUGCGUGCUAGAAGAUUGGACUAGACUGGACGCGCUACGCCAUAUUUGAGAAGGAAACAGGACUGGAUGUGCAAGAAGAGGGCUGGACUGGACUGGGCGUGCAAGAAGAGGACUGGACUGGACUGGACGUGCAAGAAGAGGGCUGGACUGGACUGGACGUGCAAGAAGAGGGCUGGACUGGACUGGGCGUGCAAGAUGAGGGCUGGGCUGGACUGGACUGGACUGGAUGUGGAAGAAGAGGGCUGAACUAGACGGGAUGUGCAAGAAAAGGCUGGACUGGACUGGAUGUGCAAGAAGAGGGCUGGACUAAACUGGACGUGCGAGAAAACCAUACUGAACUGAGUGCGCAAGAAGACCAGUACUGGACUGGGCGUGCAAGAGGACCGUACUGAACUGUGCGUGCUAGAGACCGGACUAGACUGGACGCGCUACGCGACGUGUGAAAAGAGGAGUUUACUUGGACGUGCAAGAAGAGGGCUGGACUGAACUGGACGUGCAAGAAGACCGUACUGGACUGAGCGUGCAAGAAAACAGUACUGAACUGGGCGUGCAAGAAAACAGUACUGAACUAGGCGUACUAGAAUACCUGACUAGACAGGACGUGCGAGUAGAAGACUGGACAGAGGACGUACGAGAAGAGGGCUGGACUGAACCGGACGUGCGAGAAGACCGUACUGGACUGGGCGUGCAAGAAGACCGGAUUGGACUGGAUGCGCUACGAUAAUGGAGGUGCAAGAUGGCUGGACUGGGCAUGCAAGAAGGAUGGACUGGACUGGACUGAGCCUGCAAGAAGACGAAUGGACAUGGCGCUCUUCUACGGCGUGCAAGAAUAGAUUGGUUGCGCUACGCAACGUGCGAGAAAAGGAUUGAAAUGGAAGUACAAGGAGACAGGACUGGACUGUGCGUGCAAGAAGGCCGGACUGGACUGUGCGUGCAAGAAGACCGGACUGGACUGGGCGUGCAAGAAGACCGGACUGGACUGGGCGUGCAAGAAGACCGGACUGGACUGGGCGUGCAAGAAGACCGGACUCUGGACUGGGCGUGCAAGAAGACCGCACUGGACUGGGCGUGCAAGAAGACUGCACUGGACUGGGCAAGCAAGAAGACCGGACUGGACUGGGCGAGUAAGAAGACCGGACCGGACCGGACUGGACGAGUAAGAAGACCGGACUGGACUGGACUGGGCGUGCAAGAAGAUUUAACCGAACUGGACUGGGCGUGCAAGAAGAUUUAACCGAACUGGACCCGGGCGUGCAAGAUUUAACCGGACUGGACUGGGCGACCAAGAAGACCGGACUGGACUGGACUGGGCGUGCAAGAAGAUUUAACCGAACUGGACUGGGCGUGCAAGAAGAUUUAACCAAACUGGACCCGGGCGUGCAAGAAGAUUUAACCGAACUGGACCGGGCGUGCAAGAAGAUUUAACCGAACUGGACUGACUGGGCGAUCAAGAAGACUGGACUAGACUGAGCGAUCAAGAAGACUGGACUGGACUGGGCGAUCAAGAAGACUGGACUGGACAGGGCGUGCUAGAAGACCGGACUGGAGUUGGCGUGCAAGAAGACCGGACUGGACUGUGGGCGUGCAAGAAGACCGGACUGGACUGUGGGCGUGCAAGAAGACCGGACUGGACUGUGGGCGUGCAAGAAGACCGGACUGGACUGUGGGCGUGCAAGAAGACCGGACUGGACUGUGGGCGUGCAAGAAGACCGGACUGGACUGUGGGUGUGCAAGAAGACCGGACUGGACUGUGGGCGUGCAAGAAGACCGGACUGGACUUCGCGUGCAAGGAGACCGGACUGGACUGGAAUGGACUGGGCGUGCAAGAUGAUCGGACUGGACCGGGCGUGCAAUAUGAUCGGGCUGGACUGGGCGUGCAAGAAGAUUUAACUGAAGUGGACUGGGCGUGCAAGAAGAUUUAACCGAACUGGACCGGGCGUGCAAGAAGAUUUAACCGAACUGGACCGGGCGUGCAAGAAGAUUUAACCGAACUGGACUGGACUGGACUGGACUGGGCGAUCAAGAAGACUGGACUGGACUGGACUGGGCGAUCAAGAAGACUGGACUGGACUGAACUGGGCGUGCAAGAUGACAAGGCUGGACUGGGCGUGCAAGAUGACCGGGCUGGACUGGGCGUGCAAGAUGACCGGGCUGGACUGGGCGUGCAAGAUGACCGGGCUGGACUGAGCGUGCAAGAAGACCGGGAUGGACUGGGCGUGCAAGAAGACUGAACUGAACUGGACUGGACUGGGCGUGCAAGAAGACCGGGCUGGACUGGGCGUGCAAGAAGAUUUAACUGAACUGGACUGGGCGUGCAAGAACUGAACUGGACUGGGCGUGCAAGAAGACUGAACUGAACUGGACUGGGCGUGCAAGAUGACUGAACUGAACUGGACUGGGCGUGCCAGAAGAUUGAACUGAACUGGAUUUAGCGUGCAAGAUGAUCGGGCUGGACUGGGCGUGCAAGAAAAUUUAACUGAACUGGACUGGGCGUGCAAGAAGACUGAACUGAACUGGCCGGGCGUGCAGGAAGACCGGACUGGACUGCGCGAGCAAGAAGACCGGACUGGGCUAGACGCGCUACUAUGACGAGUAAAACUGGGCUGAGCCAGUCGCCAGAAAUAGCGCUAGAUAACUGAAAUUGCAAGAAGACUAGUCCAGAUUGGGCGUGCAAAAAGACCGGAAUGCACUGGACGCGCUACUACAACGUGCGAGAGAAUUGGACUGGGCUGAACGCACUACUACGACGUGCAAGAAGAUGCCUGGGCUGAAUGCGCUAUUACGACGUGCAAGAAGAUGCCUGGACCGCAGCUGGGAUGCAACUACGACAUGUAAAAAUGGGACUGUAUGCAUCUAAGACGUGCAAGGACGGGGCUGGAUCCGGCGACGACGUGUAAAACGGGGCUAGAUACUACUACGAGGUGCAAGAAGAGGACAGGACUGGACGUCAUUACUGGGUGCAAGAAGAUGGAUGAAUGGACGAUUCCAGGAGUUGAACUUCUUAGUUGUCAUAAUUACAAGAUUUAGUAAACAAUUUUGAAAAAAAUAAGACAUGAAGUCAUUAGCUCAUUGU
Molecule: messenger RNA, 3875 nt
Organism: Ctenocephalides felis (cat flea)
Lineage: Eukaryota; Metazoa; Arthropoda; Insecta; Siphonaptera; Pulicidae
Exons: 2
Coding region: 1674-2036 (120 amino acids)
Source: RefSeq, a predicted model, not a curated record